Messenger RNA from Micropterus salmoides (largemouth bass), 3406 nucleotides. It is a transcript of the gene ext2, whose product is annotated as exostosin glycosyltransferase 2. Gene Ontology annotation, molecular function: glycosyltransferase activity. The transcript has 15 exons. The coding region runs from base 197 to 2356 and encodes 719 amino acids. Gene Ontology annotation, cellular component: membrane. The record is from RefSeq and is a predicted model, not a curated record. NCBI's taxonomy places the organism in Eukaryota, Metazoa, Chordata, Actinopteri, Centrarchiformes, Centrarchidae.
AAGCACAAAGAAGAAUGACAUCCGAAAAAUCACCGCAAGAUUUCCUGGAGCGCUAAUGUUAGCUUGAUGCUAGGUUAGCAUUAUUGCUGAGUUAAGAAGUGCAGACUGUUUUCUAACCGUAGCCAUGAAUUAAGACCGAAUUGUCGAACCCUGUUUCGUUAAACCUCGUGGCUGGUUGGAGAGAGAGUUGUCAGGCAUGUAUGCCUCGGGGAAAUACAGCUCGCGGGGCCCUGCACUUAUCCCGCGGAUGAAAACCAAGCACCGCAUAUACUACAUCACCCUUUUCUCGGUGGUGCUGCUGGGACUAAUUGCCACCGGGAUGUUUCAGUUCUGGCCCCACUCCAUUGAGUCCGCAGCUGACUGGACCCUUGAUAAACGCAGUGUUCACGACGCCCCUCUGGUCCGCCUGCCUGUCUCGAGUCCCAUUCCUGAGAGGGGUGACCUCAGCUGUCGUAUGCACACCUGUUUUGAUGUGUAUAGAUGUGGCUACAAUCCUAAAAACAGAAUCAAGGUCUACAUCUACCCUCUGCAGAAGUUUGUGGAUGAACUGGGGGUUCCCAUCAGCAGCACUGGUCUGUCUCGAGAAUACAAUGACCUGCUCAGCGCCAUCUCUGACAGUGACUUUUACACUGAUGACGUCACCAGAGCUUGUCUUUUUAUCCCAUCUAUUGAUGUGCUGAAUCAGAACUCCCUGCGAAUCAGAGAGACUGCCCAGGCUCUGGCAAUGCUACCCAGAUGGGACAAAGGGAUGAAUCACCUACUUUUCAACAUGUUACCUGGAGGCCCCCCAGACUACAAUACAGCCUUGGAUGUGCCCAGAGACAGAACGCUGCUGGCUGGAGGUGGUUUCUCUACAUGGACCUACAGACAAGGUUAUGAUGUCAGCAUCCCAGUUUACAGCCCCCUUUCUGCUGAUGUUGAGCUCCCUGAGAGACAGCCUGGGCCACGGCGCUACUUUAUUCUGUCUUCUCAAACUGCCAUCCACCGAGAGUACCGUGCUGAACUGGAGCGCUUGAAGGAAGAAAACGGAGAAGCACUGCUCCUCCUGGACAAGUGUAGCAACCUCUCCCAGGGUGCCGCCUCUGCACGAAAACGCUGCUACAAGGGGCAGGUGUACGACUACCCACAGAUCCUGCAGGAGUCUUCAUUCUGUGUGGUUCUGCGGGGGGCACGAUUGGGUCAGGCUGCCCUCAGUGAUGUACUACAGGCUGGCUGCGUCCCUGUCAUCCUUGCUGACUCCUACAUUCUGCCAUUCUCUGAAGUACUUGACUGGAAAAGGGCAUCUGUGGUUAUUCCAGAGGAGAAGCUAUCAGAGAUGUACACUAUCCUAAAGAGUAUUCCUCACAGACAAGUUGAAGAGAUGCAGAGACAGGCACGCUGGUUCUGGGAGGCCUACUUCAGCUCCAUGAAGGCUAUCGGCUUGACAACACUCCAGAUCAUCAAUGACCGCAUCUACCCAUAUGCUGCACGCACUUACGAGCAGUGGAACAAUCCACCUGUGGUGAAAUGGUCCAGUGUGAACAGCCCUCUGUUCUUGCCACUCAUCCCGCCAAGGGCACCUGGGUUCACAGCAGUGGUGCUGACCUAUGAUCGCGUUGAGAGUCUUUUCCGGGUCAUCACAGAAAUCUCCAAGGUGCCUAGCUUGGCUAAGCUGUUGGUGGUGUGGAAUAACCAGAACAAGAGUCCUCCUGAGGAGUCUCUUUGGCCAAAGAUCGGUGUUCCCCUCAAAGUCGUGCGAACCAAAGAGAACAAGCUGAGCAACCGCUUCUUCCCCUACGACGAGAUCGAGACAGAAGCUGUGCUAGCUAUCGAUGAUGACAUCAUCAUGCUGACAUCAGAUGAGCUGCAGUUUGGUUACGAGGUAUGGAGGGAGUUUCCAGACAGGCUGGUCGGCUACCCUGGCCGGCUGCACCUCUGGGACCAUGAAAUGGGGAAGUGGAAGUAUGAGUCUGAGUGGACCAACGAGGUCUCCAUGGUUCUAACAGGAGCCGCCUUCUACCACAAGUACUUCAACUAUUUGUACACAUACAAGAUGCCAGGAGACAUCAAGAACUGGGUGGACGCUCACAUGAACUGUGAAGAUAUUGCCAUGAACUUCCUGGUGGCUAACAUCACAGGCAAAGCCCCCAUAAAGGUAACCCCCAGGAAAAAGUUCAAGUGUCCUGAGUGUACUGCCAUUGAUGGACUGUCCCUGGAUCAGACACACAUGGUGGAGAGAUCCGAGUGCAUCAACAAGUUUGCAUCAGUUUUUGGUACAAUGCCUCUGAAGGUGGUGGAACACCGUGCAGACCCUGUGCUCUAUAAAGACGACUUCCCAGAGAAGCUCAAGAGCUUCCCCAACAUCGGCAGCCUCUGACCAGCAUGUAACAGAUGUUUGGACCUCGUCACAGCCUCGACACUUAAAGAUUUGUCACGACGUCGUCUUUUAUAUCAAGAAGUCAAUAUUCAGACUGAAUUUGUACAUGCUUCUGUCACCUCUAAGUCUAACAUUGACAUUCGCUGAGAUUUUAAAUUGAUGUUAAAACGCAGAAUUGCACAGGACAUUAAGUGAAUGUCUUGAAUGAUAGAGCACACUGAAAAUCUGGUAAGAAGUAAAAGAGAUUUUCAGACAUUUACAAUACUAAUGCAUGGACUUAAGUUUCAUGCUAUUGGACGGUCACCCUGAUUCUGAUGUUUGAUGUACAGGCUGACUGAUUGGAGGUUUGUGGUCCCUUACUGUUACUGUUUUUGAGUUGGAAACUCUGUGCUCCAGCUGCUCUGGAAUCAGUGUAUACAGUGUAUAUAUUUGUAUUUUGCAGCAGUGCUGUACAAUAGUCAUAAUUUAUGAUGCUCCAAUUAGGAUUUUCUUGGACCUGAUUCUUUUAGCUGCUCUGUAUAAGAAAUAAAUGGUUAAUAUACUUGAUAUAUAGUAAAUAAUUCAAUGAUGUAUCUAUGUAGGCUUUAUCUAAUGGUUAAUUGAAUGUGAUGACACACAGUGUGGUCACAUAUUCACGGUGUCUUUUACACAAUCUGAUUGGACCAUAAAUCUAAUACUCAGGAUGAGUAAGUAGUCAUUUGAUGAGUUACGUGUGUGAACACGGUGCGCCAUGCAUUUAAAGACAUACUGUAUAGUGAAUAAUAGACACUUCUCAAAACAGAUGUGUAUAAACUGUUGCAAUGCUUUGUUUUUUUUAUUUUUCCAUUAUAUCUGUUGUGUGUUUUUUGUCCUUUUCAUCCCUACUUGCCCCAUCUCUAAUUUUUACAUUACAGCAUUGAGAGCAGUGCAGUGUAUAAGAUGUUAACAUUGCCUUGUGAUGUUUAUAUUUGCCUUUUUCUUUUCAUUGUCAUUGAAAUUUCUUUGACUGAGUUUGUGUAUCUAAGUGUAUAUAUGAUUUUUGUAAUACAGGAUAAAGACCACACUAAUGUG